CAUUAUGUUUACGCAAUAUGUUGUGUAUGUAGUGGAUGCUGGCGCAAUUGUGCUGGGACAUGUAGUCUAGUCGAAUGAUUAAAUGGACAUAUUUCGCAGAAUUUCUCAUUCGUAGAGAACCAGUCCAUGAAGCUAAUGCAGAACCUACUGAUCAUGCAGAUGAUGAUGCCACUCAUGCAGCUGAUGGCGAUCCCGCAGAUGAUGAUGACACAGUUGAGAUAACGCGUCGAGCAAUACAAAUUGCUGAAGAGCUUAUUGGUCGGAAUCUGAUAUUACCUGAUGGCAUGUCACUCGUUAAUGAGUUAAUUUUGAUGUUGCGAAGUCAGAGGGGUGAUGGUAGAGAUUGGACGAACAUAGUACCAUAUCGUAGAAGAAAUAUACGGACUUAGAAUUUAUUUAUAAUAUUUUGGAACAUGGUACUUUUGAAAUGGAUAUGUAAUG
Molecule: messenger RNA, 441 nt
Organism: Cicer arietinum (chickpea)
Lineage: Eukaryota; Viridiplantae; Streptophyta; Magnoliopsida; Fabales; Fabaceae
Source: RefSeq, a predicted model, not a curated record